Molecule: messenger RNA, 3203 nt
Organism: Gadus morhua (Atlantic cod)
Lineage: Eukaryota; Metazoa; Chordata; Actinopteri; Gadiformes; Gadidae
Exons: 6
Coding region: 40-1011 (323 amino acids)
Cellular component (GO): membrane
Source: RefSeq, a predicted model, not a curated record
AGAGAGCGACCGAGAGCGAUAACCAUUUCCUCAUGUCUCAUGUCUCGAUGCAGUGCCACUUUAUCUACCAUGACUCCCUACUCUGUAUUUCUCUCGGCUCUUUAUGUAUUUAGUUUUUGGUUCAGAGGCCUACAAGGGCACCCAAUGGAAACCUUGUUUGUGCUGGAGGGAGACGAUUUAUCUAUGGUAAUCCAUGGACCGACACCUGUAGAUCAAUUUCUCUGGCGAGCUACAAUACAAUUAAAAAAAUACACUAUAUUAACAUAUCAACCUGGUACAGAGCCUAAAAAAUACUAUGGAAAAAGGGCAGAGUUUUCCAAAACAACGUUUUCUUUGCAAAUUAAAAACCUACGAUUAAAUGAAAGUGGACUUUACGAAGCAGUAGUUAUUUCUGCAACACAAGACAUUGUCGCUGAAUACCACGUCACAGUUCAAGAGCGGGUAUCACCAGUGGUCCUGAAUGUGUCGUCUGUGUCUCUCAGUCCUGAAUCCUGUAAAGUGACCGUGACCUGUAGCACUCAGAGCUCCUCCUUAAACUCCACCUUCACGUGCACCCCUCGGACCUGCUCUGAGGAUGGAGAAGACCCAGCAGAGGUCGUGACCUCUGAUGGCUCGCUCCAAAUCUACCUCUCAAAUGGUUUGAACGCCGUCUGUAACCAUAGCAACAAAGUGAGCUGGUCAAAGGCCACGAUGGAGAUUAAACCUCUGUGUUUUGAAGAUGAUGAUAUUCCUUACAUCAACCCACAGCAAGGAAAUCUAUUAAUCAUCAUUCCAUUCUUUCUGGUCAUUCUUAUUCUGGUUGGCAUUCUGGGUGCUAUUUACAAACAGAGGAAAAAGAAUAAACGGGAAAUAAAUUCUCCUGGUAGCGAUGACCUGAGUCCAAACGGUGACCAGUCUCCCACCGUCUACAGUAUGUUAGGACCCUCUUCUAUCCCUUUAGAACCCAUUCCCCGUCAAACAGCCUCUCCCGAAGGUAUUUAUGCCCAGGUUGACAAGCACGGACGUGCUUAGAAGGCUGCUGGUUCAAUCCCUGGCUAAUAGGCCCGUUCCGACUGAGGGACUCUUCCCUCCAGUGAGCCGCUAUGGGUGUGGCUUGGGGGACAGGAUGCGCCCAACUUCACAGUUUAGCGGUUCAGUUAGCGACUCAGGUAUCACCUAACUAUAGUCGAGGCUGAUUGGAUACGGUUGAGGCGGGAUAUGACGUUAGUUCGACGUAUGAUUAAGGCGGCAGAGGCGGAUCCGUCGGCCAAUCAGAUCGUGGCUAUGCAAAUACACUCCACACGUUUACUGGAUCCUUUUUGCAAUAACAAGCAGGAAGAAGCAGGAAAAAUCCGGCCGUUAUAUUUUUUUAAAGAAGUGUGGAACGAUAGGAUUGUUUUUAGUCACCUGUUGUUUGUGUCAUCUUUUGUAUUUAUAUCCACAAAACGGCUUUGUAGCGGGAAGCAAUUUAGUAUGCGUCUACAAAGACUAGUCCCCUAUACGUCAGACACGCCCUUAGUCACAGGUCAGCAGGUCGCAGCAGGUCGCAGCCCUGCUGAGACCUGCUGUGUCCUGUGUGCAGACUUGCUGCAGCAUUACGCGGCCGAUACUGGAGGUCUCCACUAGGGGCAGACCACAGUCAUAUCAGAUCCGAAAAUUAUGCAAAAGCAUGCGUAUUGCUUGCACAUGUCAAUAAACAACAUGGAGACGCUGGAAGACAAAGAACUGAUCAUUUUACUACUGUUAAGAGGGCGGCAGAAAAAUGCCUCGAAAGAGUGUUAUCAUACAGGUGUGGGAAAUCGCGGACUAGGUCCGACAGUCUCUCCUAGAACCUUUCCGCCAUGCUAAUAUAACUCCUGACCUCGAGGUCACUGUUUAUUGUCUCGAUCACCCACAUCUUUCUUGCCAGUAUUGCAUCUCGCGGCCGCAUCGUGUUCGCUUGCGACGACGUGCGCGACGGAAGCACCAAACGGUCGCAUGGUACGCAUGGCAGCCAUGAUCCGUACUCGUAUGCGUUGUCUGCAGCAAGUCAACUCCAGCCCUAUGACAAACUAAUUACGUCAUAUUUGAACUCCGUUGGGUAGCCGCUACAAAGGUCGCUGUAUGGGAACGGACGGCGAGGGGAACUCAGUGAGUGGGCGUAGCCAAACAGUGAGCCGCUUUCCAAGAAGUCCCUCAGUCGGAACGCGCCUUAUGUGCCGUGUGUCCUUUGGCUGGAGCAUUCCAGCUUCUGCUUUUGAUGUUAUUUGUACUGUAUUUUCUUUGGAUUGAUACUCUCAACUAUGCCUUUUGGUACUUCUUAUUUUGAGCAAACAGUUAACGGUUAACUAAAUAUAGGCCUAUUAAAAAUAUAUAUAUUUACAUUAUUUAUCAAUGCAUCUAAAUAAUCAAUGGUGUAAUGCACUUAAGUGUCUUUUGUCAUCACCUAACAUUGGAUCAAGUCCAUGAUUUUGGUCAAUCAUGGUUGAAGCAUGUUUAUGCAUUUUUAUUUUUGGUUGUCAUUUUCAAAAAAGUAUUAUAAUGCGUUAUAAUACAUGUUCAGAUUCAAAAUAUUUUUUAGAAAUGUAACUCGCAAUAUUUAUUUUCAAAAUAUUUUGUAUAUAUACUGUAUAUACAUGGAGAUACACAAUUUUUCAAAUCUAUAUGGAUAUAGAUAUGUAUGCAUAUAUAUAUAUAUAUGCAUAUAUAUACACACACAUGCAUACAUAUGCGUAUAUACUGUAUAUAUCUAUAUCUAUCUAUCUAUAUAUAUAUGUAUUUUUACUGUUUGUAUAUGUAUGUAUAUUUUAUGCAUUUAUUUUAUUUGUUUAUUUUUUAUUUUUACUUACAAGUUAGAAAUACGCACUCUGUAUUCUAGAGCUAAGUGGCCUUCCCUUAAUGUACGUCCCUGCUGGUUGGGUUAUAUUUAUAGAAUCCGCCUCGGACCGGUUCCUCAAUAACUGAAAUAAAAUAAAACGUUUCUGUUUCAGUGCUUUUUAAACAGAGAGACCGCAGCUUCCCUCCCCUGUUCAGUUGUAUUUGUUUACAGGCCGCUCUCGGCCUCUCAAAAGGAUGGCGACGGCGAUGUGGGGUCCAAAGUCCUAAUGUGGUUUCUAUGUAUUUAUGUUUAUGGUCUUUGUAGAGUGUGUGUGGUAGAUGGAUGGUCACCAUGUUCACAAUGUCAGCAUUCAACACCUGCUCGGCUCAUAAUAUUGUCAACUCUUAAAUAAACAGCUUUUACAGUA